AUGGACAUGCUGAGCCGACGUGUGGACGCGUUGAACCUCGACUCCUCGACGGAGUUCGUCUAUGAUGGGUAUGUUCCAGUGACCUUUCUGUGGAACAUUCUCCCAGAGGCGAUCCUUUAUGGUGCAUUCGCAGUGCUAUUGGUGCUCGACGUUUACGUAAUAACCACUCGAGCAAGGCGCAAGAUCGUAACGGUGAACAAGCCUGUAUUGGUUGUAGUGACCCUCAUGUUUCUCGUUGCAACCACACUGAGUCCGGCCAUGAUUGCUCUUCUUGGGGACAUGCUGAUGUUUUCAUCGGCAAUCCAGCAUAUUGUUGCCAAUAUCUACCAACCAUAUGUGGACAUGUCGGAAAAUGGUAUUAGAUUGGGCAACAUCGAUCUCGGGGUCGCUCAGAUUGUCCAGGUGGCUGCCUUUCUCAUGCAAAUGUGGCUAGGAGACGGUUUCAUGCUAUACAGGCUUUGGAAGAUAUGGGACAAGGACAAACGGAUGUUGGUUGGGUUCCUCAUCAGUAUUCGUGAGUGA
Coniophora puteana RWD-64-598 SS2 is the source of this 522-nucleotide messenger RNA. RefSeq lists its product as uncharacterized. The record is from RefSeq and is a predicted model, not a curated record. Lineage: Eukaryota; Fungi; Basidiomycota; Agaricomycetes; Boletales; Coniophoraceae. The transcript has 3 exons. The coding region runs from base 1 to 522 and encodes 173 amino acids.